UAGCCUGUGUGAAGUGCGUGGCCGUUUGUGUGCCCUGACUGAGUCCUUUAUUGAUGAGAGAGAGGACAGCGCGUGAAGCCGUUUCCCAGCGGCGCCGCAUCGCUCCACAUCUAUAAUUAAAGAGCCGGUGGAGGCGAGACGCCGUCUCUGCGUGUGCUCGCGCGCCUGACUCGCUCUCUCCCGCGUGUUCGCUCUCCCGCUGCUCCGACCGCCGAUUUUUAUUUCCGCGAUGGUUCGGACGAGUAAACCGUUAUCAGGUGCAGAACCGCACAACUCCCGGCUGUUGACGCUCUUUUGCUUCUGGAUGUAUUUUUUCGGGGGCUGGUUAAUUUCCGCGACUGCUGGAAUUGUACAGUAACGCAGCCUGCAGCUGAGGCGUAUUUGGGUUUUUCUCUUUUUUUGGACAGUUCUGACUUCCUUUUUCAAGAUGCCUGAGGCUAAUUAUUUGCUGUCAGUGUCUUGGGGAUACAUUAAGUUCAAGCGAAUGUUGAACCGGGAGCUGACCCACCUUUCGGAGAUGAGCCGUUCUGGGAACCAAGUCUCAGAGUUCAUCUCCAGCACCUUCCUGGAUAAGCAGCACGAGGUGGAAAUGCCGUCCCCUCAGACGCAGAAGGACAAAGAGAAGAAGAAGCGGCCGAUGUCGCAGAUCAGCGGGGUGAAGAAGCUGACCCACAGCUCCAGCCUGACCAACUCCAACAUCCCCCGCUUCGGGGUCAAGACAGAGACCGAGGACGCGCUGGCCAAGGAGAUAGAAGACAUAAACAAAUGGGGCCUUAAUGUUUUCAAAGUCUCAGAGUUUUCGGGGAACAGACCAUUAACAGUUAUUAUGUACACGAUAUUCCAGGAAAGAGACCUCUUAAAAACAUUCAGAAUUCCACUAGACACCUUCAUAACUUACCUGAUGACCUUAGAAGACCAUUACCAUGGUGAUGUUGCGUAUCAUAACAACAUCCACGCUGCAGAUGUCACACAGUCUACUCACGUGCUGCUGUCCACCCCUGGACUAGAGGCUGUGUUUACGGACCUGGAGAUUCUUGCCGCCAUUUUUGCCAGCGCCAUCCAUGACGUCGACCACCCCGGCGUCUCCAACCAGUUCCUCAUCAGCACCAACUCUGAGCUGGCUCUCAUGUACAAUGACGCGUCGGUGUUGGAAAAUCACCACCUGGCCGUGGGCUUCAAGCUCCUGCAGGAGGAGAACUGUGACAUCUUCCAGAACCUCAGCAAGAAGCAGAGACAGUCCCUGCGCAAGAUGGUCAUCGACAUUGUUCUUGCCACUGACAUGUCCAAACACAUGAACCUGCUGGCCGACCUGAAGACCAUGGUGGAGACCAAGAAGGUGACCAGCUCAGGAGUCCUGCUGCUGGACAACUAUUCAGACCGGAUACAGGUCCUGCAGAACAUGGUGCACUGCGCGGACCUGAGCAACCCCACCAAGCCGCUGCAGCUGUACCGGCAGUGGACCGACCGCAUCAUGGAGGAGUUCUUCAGCCAGGGCGACCGCGAGCGCGACCGCGGCAUGGAGAUCAGCCCCAUGUGCGACAGGCACAACGCCUCGGUCGAGAAGUCCCAGGUGGGGUUCAUAGACUACAUCGUGCACCCGCUGUGGGAGACGUGGGGGGACCUGGUGCACCCGGACGCCCAGGACAUGCUGGACACGCUGGAGGAGAACCGGGAGUGGUACCAGAGCACCAUCCCGCAGAGCCCCUCCCCCACGCUGGACCCGGCCGACCGGACCCGCCCCGGCGGCGCCGCCGACAAGUUCCAGUUCGAGCUGACGCUGGAGGAGGACGGCGAGUCCGACACGGAGAAGGACAGCGGCAGCCAUGCCGAGGGAGAGGAGGAGGAGGAGGAGGAGGAGGAGGAAGAGGAUGAUGAAGAUGAGGAAGAAGAGGAAGAAGAUGACAACAGCUGCAGCGACUCGAAAACGAUUUGCACUCAGAACUCCACUGAGAUCCCGCUGGACGAGCAGGCCGAGGAGGAGGAGGAGGAGCAGCCCUGUGACGAGGAAGAGCGGGCGGUCUCCUCCGAGCCGUGUGUGGUGGAGGAGGAGGAGAAGGUGGAGGAAGAGGAGUAUGACAAGCCUGCAGGCACGUAACAGCUGGCCCACGGCCAGGUCCUGAAUGUGUACUGGGAAUCGCAAAAAGAACAGAACAGAUGACAGACUCGUGAACUUUAUUCCCUUUGGUUGGCUUUCAUUAUAUUUGCGUUUUUAAUUCUUAUUUAAGACAGUUGUUUGAAGAACAGUCCCAAAGCGCAUGUUGCACUCCACCACCCUCAACUGCACCUCGCUGCAACACAGCUGGCCCAUGCCGACUGACCACGCCCACCUGACCACGCCCAACUGGCUCCCCUGCGAUUUUGCACUCAGGAAUAUUUCUGAUACUUAUUUUUUCAAGUCUUUCCUUCUUCAUUAUUUCUCAUACUGUUGUUUUCUAUUUUUCUCCUCAAAACUAUUGGUCAGUGGAUUGGUGGUUGGGCAGUAGGCCGAUGGUUGGGCAGUAGGAUGGUGGUUAGGUGAUGGAUCAGUGGUUGGGCAGUAGGCCAGUGGUUGGGCAGUAGGAUGGUGGUUAGGUGAUGGAUCAGUGGUUGGGCAGUAGGCCAGUGGUUGGGCAGUGGGCCGGUGGUUGGUCAGUGGGCCAGUGGUUAGGUGAUGGAUCAGUGGUUGGGCAGUAGGCCAGUGGUUGGGCAGUGGGCCGGUGGUUGGUCAGUGGGCCAGUGGUUAGGUGGUGGAUCGGUGGAUGGGCAGUAGGCCAGUGGUUAGGUGGGUGGCCAGUGGUUGGUCAGUUCUCUGUGGCUCAUGGUGUAAAAAUAAUCCAGUCUGUUUGUUUUGGCCACUUUUUCUUCCUUGCAAACACACCUGGAAAUUUCCAGGAAACUGAUUCCAGGAGAGAGAGGGAGAAUUGAUGCUGUUUCAAUGCUGAUAUGAAUAUGAUCUGUCAUGUGAUUGGUCCAUGCCCAAAUGUUCUCACUGACAGAGAGAGAGAGCAGGAAGGAUUUUUUUUUUUACACUUUUUUGAAGUUCAAGUCUUCCACAAAACCUGACUGAGAGAAAAAUUAGACAGCCACUGCGCUGUUUUGACCUCUUCAGUUUUUAAAAAAUUUUAUUUGUAUAUAAAAAUCGCACACUUUUCUAGGUUUUCCUUUUAUGUUACUACGGAUGUACAUUUAUGGAGAUAUAUUUAAGAAACAUCCUCUGACGUCGCUCCUUCGUGGUAAAAGAAGUAACUUGCAAGUUUUAUGUGUGGCAUGAGUGCGUGCUGGAUCACACCUCCGUCUGUUCUUUCCGUCACCGUUUUCCUCAUUUAAAGACAUUUUAUUUAUUAUUUAAACACACAUACAUCAAUGCAAAAUGAUGACUCAAUACUUUUGGCCUUUGCCGUUGCAUAAUUAUUAUCAUUGCCAACUCCACACACACACAUGUGCUUGUUUUUUUUGUUUUUUGCUUAACCUGCCAAACAUAUUAGAGGUUCCUAACUGCAUUAUGCUUCAAAUAUAAAGUAGAUGGCAGUGAUGCAUACUCUGCAGCAUCAUUGUCAUCAUCAUUGUCGUCAUGGCCAUCAUUAACAUUACAGCGUUUGUUUUGAGAGGAAAAAGGGAGACUUGCAAGUUACUAUCCAUAUACUGUACCUCUACCCUCCCUGUACCCAACUACUGUACCUCUACCCUCCCUGUACCCAAAUACUGUACCUCUACCCUCCCUGUACCCAAAUACUGUACCUCUACCCUCCCUGUACCCAACUACUGUACCUCUACCCUCCCUGUACCCAAAUACCUUUAUUUCUAGUCAGAGUGUUUGUA
Messenger RNA from Anguilla anguilla (European eel), 3798 nucleotides. Its product is annotated as cAMP-specific 3',5'-cyclic phosphodiesterase 4D-like. Gene Ontology annotation, molecular function: 3',5'-cyclic-AMP phosphodiesterase activity. The transcript has 10 exons. Lineage: Eukaryota; Metazoa; Chordata; Actinopteri; Anguilliformes; Anguillidae. The record is from RefSeq and is a predicted model, not a curated record. Gene Ontology annotation, cellular component: perinuclear region of cytoplasm; cytosol; nucleus. Gene Ontology annotation, biological process: signal transduction. The coding region runs from base 428 to 2095 and encodes 555 amino acids.